GAGAAAAAAGAAGCCAAAUCGGGACGAGAAGCAGUACUGAGUCCGAUCCCGUCUCUCAGCGCGCGGCCGCUGGCUGCCCGGACGACGAAUUUCUUCCUUCACUCCACUGCCUCAGCCUCAGCCGCAGGUGCUGGGAUGGGGCGGCCGCCGAGCACCGGGGGCCCCGCCUUCCGGUUCACGCAGGCGGAGGUCGCCGAGAUGGAGGCCCGCCUGCAGCAGCUCAACAACGCCAUCCCGCACCGCUCCGUCAUCCAGGCCCUCGCCGACAAGUUCACCGCCUCCCCCGGCCGCGCCGGCAAGGUCCCCGUCCAGCCCAAGCAGGUGUGGAACUGGUUCCAGAACCGGAGGUACUCGCAUCGCUCCAGGACUUCCAGGGGCCCGCCGUUGAUGCAGACCAAGAUGCUGCCCACGGGCUCCGACGAGCACAAGUCGGCUGCAUUCAGGGCUAUGCCCUCUGCCUCUGCUCACUCUGGCUCGCCCUCAGGGAAGGGUUCUUUGGAGAGUGGCCAGGUUGAAUUUGAAGCAAAGUCAGCUAGAGAUGGCGCAUGGUAUGAUGUUGCUGCCUUCCUGUCUCAUCGGUUAUUUGAAUCAGGUGAUCCGGAAGUACGGGUUCGCUUUUCUGGAUUUGGAGCUGAGGAAGAUGAAUGGAUAAACGUCCGUAAAUGUGUGCGGCAGCGUUCUCUUCCAUGUGAAUCCACUGAAUGUGUUGCGGUUCUUCCUGGGGACCUCAUACUUUGCUUUCAGGAAGGCAAAGAGCAGGCUCUGUAUUUUGAUGCUCAUGUCCUUGAUGCUCAAAGGCGCAGACAUGAUGUAAGAGGGUGUCGCUGCAGAUUUCUUGUUCGCUAUGAUCAUGAUCAAUCUGAGGAAAUAGUUCCACUGAGGAAGGUAUGUCGUCGACCAGAAACUGACUACAGGCUUCAGAUCCUGCAUGCUGCUAGAGCAGCAGGUGUGGCUAAAGAGGUUGUGGUUGAUUUGGUGUCACACAAUGAUAAAAGCGCAGCUGAGCAGAAGCCCUCAAAGCAGCAUAAGAUGAUGGAUGUGAACACUGACGAGGUAGCCAUGGUUUCUAAUCCAGACCAAGAAGAGCCAACAGGUAAGCCUGCUGCUACCAUGCCAGCAGCACCGAUCAAAACCCCCAAUGAUUCAGCUUCAGCUUCAGAUGUGCAAAUGGAUGAGGCACAGGAGCCGCGUAAAGUUGAAACUUCUGAUGAAGCAGAAGAAAACAAGAUGAAAGAGGGAUAGUUGGAUGGCUUUGCUGGGCAUUAUGUGCGGCUGCAGUCUCGUUAAAUGCGUUGGCAUCUGGUCACGUGUGCUGCUGCUGCACACAGCUGGCCCUGUUAGUCCAUUCCAACGCAGGAAUGUAUGUCUUCACAACAUAUGUUGUGACUUGUGAAGAUUUAGUGAUUGCUUAGGAACCCUCUCAAAAGGGUAAAUAUGAUUGUUAGGAACUUUCGCUCCAUAGGAAAAAUGAUUUCAUAGGAACUUUAGGUCCGAAGAAAAUGGAAUGUGGUUGGGGUGGCAUUGACUUUAUUGCUGCCACACAAAUUCGGCCGGGGAUCAAUGUGCUGACAACUCAUGCCAAAUUGUGUCUCGGUGACGGUGCCUAUGAUGGUUGGCAUCCUUGUUCCAACUGGGCCAAAAGCUAAAAUCUCCUGGAGAGUCUGAGAAUUUUGGUGGGGUUUGCAAAACUGCAUUUAGAAGACAUUACCAAACACUCUGUCCUUGAUUGGCAUGAUGCACUGGGGGUCACUCGACUUGGCCGAUCUUGUGGAUAGCUUCCUUUUGGUCAAGGUGAUC
Messenger RNA from Oryza brachyantha (malo sina), 1797 nucleotides. Its product is annotated as protein SAWADEE HOMEODOMAIN HOMOLOG 2. Gene Ontology annotation, molecular function: chromatin binding; DNA binding. The coding region runs from base 136 to 1242 and encodes 368 amino acids. NCBI's taxonomy places the organism in Eukaryota, Viridiplantae, Streptophyta, Magnoliopsida, Poales, Poaceae. The transcript has 8 exons. The record is from RefSeq and is a predicted model, not a curated record.